Molecule: messenger RNA, 3825 nt
Organism: Carcharodon carcharias (great white shark)
Lineage: Eukaryota; Metazoa; Chordata; Chondrichthyes; Lamniformes; Lamnidae
Gene: sgsm1a
Product: small G protein signaling modulator 1a
Exons: 25
Coding region: 1-3825 (1274 amino acids)
Biological process (GO): activation of GTPase activity
Molecular function (GO): GTPase activator activity
Source: RefSeq, a predicted model, not a curated record
AUGUUUGAAUUUUCAGUCAAUUGUCAUCACAACUGUGACACUGCACAACAGGAGAUUCUGUAUGGCAUAAAAAAGCAAGUGAAGCAGAUCAUGGAGGAAGCGGUUACCAGAAAGUUUGUACAUGAGGACAGCAGCCAUAUCAUCUCCUUUUGUGCUGCUGUCGAAGCCUGCGUGCUGCAUGGGCUCAAGCGCAGGGCGGCCGGCUUCCUGCGGAGCAACAAAAUAGCCGCCUUGUUCAUGAAGGUGGCGAAGACUUUCCCGUUGGCCGAGGAGCUGUGCAGGAAGGUGCAGGAGUUGGAGCAGCUAAUCGAGAGCAGAAAGACCCAAGGUACAACCCCCCAGGAGAACAUGCGCAAAUCUCAGAAGGUGCCAAAUCUGUCUGCUCAGGCACUGAAACAUCUGUGGAUUCGCACUGCCCUCUUCGAGAAAGUCCUGGACAAAAUUGUGCAGCACCUGGUGGAGAACUGUGGCAAAUACUAUGAAAAGGAGGCUCUUCUGAUGGACCCCGUGGAUGGGCCAAUAUUGGGUUCUCUGUUAGUUGGGCCCUGUGCCCUUGAGUAUACGAAGAUGAAGACGGCCGAUCAUUUCUGGACUGAUCCUUCAGCGGACGAGUUGGUUCAGAGGCAUCGCAUUCACAGCGCGCACUGUCGCCAAGACUCGCCCACCAAACGACCAGCCCUCUGUAUUCAGAAGCGACAUUCCAGUGGCAGCAUGGACGACCGGCUCACGCUUUCUGCCCGCGAUUACGUUGAGUCCUUGCACCAGAAUUCCCGAGCGACAUUACUAUACGGCAAAAACAAUGUCUUGGUGCAGCCAAAAGAUGAUAUGGAACCCAUUCCAGGAUACCUUUCACUCCAUCAAACAGGAGACACAAUGACAUUAAAAUGGACACCCAACCAGCUGAUGAACGGGUCUGUGGGAGACUUGGAUUAUGAGAAAAGUAUAUACUGGGACUAUGCCAUGACCAUCCGCCUGGUGGAAAUCGUUUACCUGCACUGCCAUCAACAGAUCGACAGUGGCGGGACGGUGGUCCUGGUGAGUCAGGAUGGGAUCCAGAGACCCCCACUCCGCUUUCCGAAAGGAGGACAUCUGCUGGCGUUCCUGUCGUGCCUGGAGAACGGCCUCCUGCCUCGUGGACAGCUGGAUCCUCCUUUAUGGUCACAGAGAGGGAAGGGCAAGGUUUUCCCAAAGCUGCGAAAACGAAGCCCUCCGGGAUCUGCGGAAUCCAGCUCGGACAAGGAGGAUGAAGAGGCCACUGACUACGUUUUCAGAAUAAUCUUCCCAGGCACUAACUCUGAGUUUGUUCCCCAAGAUCUGAUGGACGUCCAGGGGGGUGGAAUCCCCCUCAUGUGGCAGCCAAACGUACGCAAAUCCUCCUGCUCCUCGUGCUCGCAGAGUGGGUCGUCUGAUGGAGGGCCUUCCAACGGUUGUAACCAUGAGAGGGCACCUCUGAAGAUGUUGUGUGACAACAUGAAGUACCAGAUCCUGUCCAGGGCAUUCUAUGGAUGGCUUGCCUACUGCAGACACCUGUCCACCGUAAGGACCCACCUCUCCGCCCUUGUCAACCACACCAUCAUCUGUCCAGCCGCGCCGUCUAACGCGGGCUGCGGCCUCACGAGAGAGGUUUGGCAAACCUUCCUGCAAGACAAAAUGAGCUACGACGAACAGGAACUCUUGCGGCUCAUUUACUACGGAGGAAUUGAGAUGGAGAUUCGGAGGGAGGUGUGGCCAUUUCUCCUGGGACAUUAUCAGUUUGGGAUGACCAAGGUGGAGAGGAACGAGGUGGACGAUCAAAUUCGGACCUGCUACGAGCAGACCAUGGGCGAGUGGAUGGCCUGUGAAGCGGUCGUCCGUCAGCGGGAGAGAGAGUCCCACGCAGCAGCUUUGGCCAAGUGCUCGUCCGCAGUCAGCCUGGAUGCUCAGAUGCAACGGAUGCUGCAUCGGGAUUCGACAGUGAGCAACGAGUCUUCCCAGAGUUGUGGCUCAGACAGUCAGAACCAUUUGCGUCUGCAGAGCGAUUCAAGCACAAGUACGCAGGUGUUUGAGUCUGUGGAAGAGGCUGAGGGUGAACAAAUGGAGAAAGAAAUGGGGACCGACAGUGAUAAACAGGCAGUGCCCAUUCCAAACGGCGCCGUGCCGAAUGGCACCUCCUCGCCAGACUCUGGACAUCCAUCCUCUCGCAAUUUCUCUACAACGUCUGGCUACUCAGAGCGCAGCUUCAGCACCGAGGAGGUGAUACAGUGCAGCCAGCAAACUGUGGCACAAAGACGGGGAAGCGGGGUGAACAAAGCAGAGGAAGGAUUUCCUCCCCAAGAGGAAAAUAUACCUCCCCAGGAGCAGCUACUGGAAGUAAUUCCUACAGCAGGUAGAUCCAAAGAAGCACUCCCUGUGGCAGAUGGACCUGCAAAAGUAGUUCCUGUGACGUUAGAAUCAGAAGAAGUAGUUCCUGUGGCAAGUAGAUCUGUCGUAGUAGUUCCUGUGGCGGAUGGCUCUGAAGAAGAAGUUCCUGUGGUGGAAGGAUCAAAAGUAGUUCCUGUGGCAGAAGAAUCAAAAGUGGUUCCUAUGGUGAAAGGAUCAGAAGUAGUUCCUGUGGCAGAAGGAUCAGAAGUAGUUCCUGUGGUAGAAGGAUCAAAAGUGGUUCCUGCAGUGAAAGGAUCAGAAAUGGUUCCUAUGGCAGAAGGAUCAGAAGUAGUUCCUAUGGCGGAAGGAUCAGAAGUAGUUCCUGUGGCAGAAAGAUCAAAAGUGGUUCCUGCAGUGAAAGGAUCAGAAGUAGUUCCUGUGGCAGAAGGAUCAAAAGUGGUUCCUGCAGUGAAAAGAUCAGAAGUAGUUCCUGUGGCAGAAGGAUUAGAAGUAGUUCCUAUGGUGGAACGAUCAGAAGUAGUUCCUGUGGCGGAAGGAUCAGCAGUAGUUCCUGUGGCAGAAGGAUCAGCAGUAGUUCCUGUGACAGAUGAAUCAGAUCCUGAACAUGAGGAGUCGAAAGACAACCUUCCUCAGUUUAAAAUGGAAGACAAUAUGACUGAGCAGGAGCUGGUUGGACGAGAAGCAGCACUCCCUAUUGGACCAGAAAUGGAAGGCUUUUAUCAGCAGUUGAGCAUGGCUGAGAGCCAUGCUCAUGUAGCUUCUCCAGCCUCCUCCACUGGAGUGAUGUACACUCAAGAAUUGCUGGACAUGUACACCAUCAAUUUGCACAGGAUAGAGAAGGAUGUUCAACGCUGUGACCGUAACUAUUGGUACUUCACGCCCGCUAACCUGGAGAAACUACGCAACGUUAUGUGCAGUUAUAUCUGGCAGCACCUAGAGAUUGGUUAUGUGCAAGGAAUGUGUGACCUCCUGGCCCCCCUGCUGGUUGUCCUGGACGAUGAGGCCAUGGCGUUCAGCUGCUUCACCCAGCUGAUGAAGAGGAUGAACCAGAACUUUCCGCACGGAGGGGCCAUGGACACUCACUUUGCCAACAUGCGUUCUCUCAUCCAGAUCCUGGAUUCAGAAUUAUUCGAGUUAAUGCACCAGAAUGGGGACUACACCCACUUCUACUUCUGCUAUCGCUGGUUUCUGCUCGACUUCAAGCGAGAGUUAGUCUACGGUGACGUGUUUUCGGUCUGGGAAACUAUUUGGGCAGCAAAGUACACCUCGUCGGCUCACUUUGUGCUCUUCAUUGCGCUGUCGUUGGUGGAGCUUUACCGAGACAUCAUCCUGGAAAAUAACAUGGACUUCACGGACAUCAUCAAAUUCUUUAACGAAAUGGCCGAGCAUCACGAUGCGCAGCAGGUGCUGAAGCUGGCGCGUGACCUCGUUUACAAAGUGCAGACGCUGAUCGAAAAUAAAUGA